AUGAAAGCCAAGUUUGAUAUCUGUCUUGAUCGAGAAUCACUCACCCACGCCACAAUCCCACAACCUAAUUUGAGUCUGUCAAGUCCGCCACGUCUUUGGAUGCCAACAUGGACAUCACGAUACCCUCAAUCUACCACAUACGGCCAUACCCAUUGGAAAAUUCGGGAUCCCGUCCGCUCUCCCAUAGACAAGCCAAUGAGGGCCGGAUUAGUAGUUGGGUCGGUGACGACCAGCGAAUACCUGGUGUUUGGUGACCUAUUUGGCUUACACAUGGGGCACGAUCUUCACUUAUCUACCGACCUUGAAUUGUUCAUUGCCAAAUUGCAUCUAAUUACCGGUGAAUUUCACAGUCUUUUCUUGAGGAAGCCUUCUGAAGCCCUCACUAUAGGCGCCAUUGACUUGCGGAUGGGCGUCUUCCCUCCACGUCCUGCCAUGACAUGCGAAACGCCCUUUCCAUUCUGGCAACCCUCCUGGAAACCCUUCCCGCAAGAACUGGCUGCCGUAGCUGCCGUCUUCCGCGUACCAUUCUCUUCUGCUUCUUCCUUGACAUCAUCCAACACCACCAACCAUAAUAAUUACCACUGCCGACGGAAGACUCGCCGAAUUACCCAGAACAGGUUUGGUUCCAACUUCCAGCAUGCUAUGUGGCUAUCGACGAACCAUAGCAGCCAGCCGUUGGGACCAAGUAGUGGUACAAUUCGUUACUUCGUUCUCGCCAAACCAAAGAAAAUGCGAAGUCUGUUUUGCUUUUUCACCAACAGCUCUUCUCGUGUCCAGAAGCGACAAGUGACAGGUCUGGGCCGGGUUCAAGAAAAAGCAAACAUUGGACAAGCAGACACCAACGCCAGAUUACCGCUGCCCAACGGCCCCCGGCCUGUCAGAUUCCCAUGGUACGAUUGUGUGGCUCCGGACGGUUGGCAACGGUUUUUCAUUGGUGAUAACGUCGGGAUGGUUACUGAACCGCGUCCGGUCUGCUACCGGAAUCACACCUCCCUGCAUCCAGAAAUCCGACAGCUCGUCUUCCAAUGGUACAAACAGUUGGCAAUGAGGAGAUUGGCUCGAUCGCCACCAAAGAUGAGCCCUUGUGGACGGCAAUCUGCAACCAUGGUACUGAACCGAUCGAAAUCAACAUCCGACAGACACUUCGCGUACUUCAUACUGGGCAGCCAAUCGACAGAUCCCCAGCUCAUGGUUUUGCUUUUUCUGACUACCAAAUAUUUGGUCAGAUAUCAAUUCUCCAUCCUCACUCAUCAAGGGAAUGAAUCACAUCUCAGAUGGGUUGUCGCUGAGUCCAAUAUGUUCACCCUGCAACCCAAGGGAGGUUCAUUUUUCUGCAAGAUCCUGCAGGACGAUCUGUUUCCUUUGCAUCUGCAAUGCAUCAUGGGAGUGUCGCCGUCAUCAUCUUGCUUCUUUCUGCAAGGAAUCGGCCAGGGUAAGACGAGAGACAUCGCCAUUGAAGCCUCAACUCACAUCACGGGUGCCGCAGGGCCUGGCCCACGAAAUUUGCUUCCCGUCCACAAGUCUGGACCAGAGCCAUCUAGAAACGCUCGAAAAGCAAAAUCUCAGAACGACAUGGUGGACCCCGUCGUUUCUUUGGAGACAUGGUCUCUACUCAUGGCCAUCGCACGAUGUAGCAUGCAGAUCCAUUUACAGACGAGACACUCAUACGACCGUCUUGCCAAAUUGGGGGUUUCCUGCCAGGGAGGAUCGACAAGCAAGGACAGGUUCAAGAUCUUCAUCAAUUUGCUUCUAAAGCGUUCCCCGCCCCCAGCUACAAUAUUCGGCAUUCACAUGGCCUUCAUUGACCCAUCAAGCGGAUUCGGCACUCUGAUGUUGGUCACCGGACUCCCCUCUGAUGAUGAUCGGCAUGCUCCGGCUCGGCAACACGGCGGGAGGUCGGUCUUGGCUGGAUCCGCCGGCCGAAUCAGCCGGGUGCCCACCGUAGAACAGUUUUGUCCAGUGCUAGAUAUCACACUACUACUCGGAUCCAUUCUUCGGUGGGCUCGGGCGAUCGGAAACCUACACAGCAAAUCCCCGCUUCUGCAACUUGGGACGAAGCUGUCUCACGGUGCAUCUCAUACCCGAGUUGUUGCAUUAGGCAGUGUCAGCCUCGCCCGAGAAAUCAUCGGCUUAAACUCGAUGACAGACCCGUCAAACAACUUUUGUAAUGACCAACAAGCUUCUCAUGCGGUUUUCCCUGGACCAAUCUGCCUCCAGAAUCGGCCCCUCAGGAGUUCGCCAAGCGUCACAGCACAAGCGUCACAGUUCGCUGGCCUUAGUCUCAAUGUGGAAGUGUUUGACCUGAGACUGACCCGUCCGAAACGGCUAGCGACUUCUUUCAGAGGCUUGCCCAAGACUAGUCUGUCAUCGUUUCCUGUCUUACCAACUUAUUCGGAGCUUAGCUCGCGAAAGUCUCGACUCAGUUCCAAAUUUGAUGAAGUCCUUCACCUAGACCAGUUUACUCUUCCAGUCAUAUUUGCAGCUGCGGCAAUGUGCUUGAUUGACGUUCAUCACAAGCUUCGAUCUGGUCACGGAAUCCCUGACGCAGUCAAUCGGAUCCAGGCAAUAGCGAGUCGGUGUAGCAUUCAUGUCCGCGUCGAGCCCGAGUAUGCCGGACUCUGUCGAAAGAUGUCUAAAAUUUCGGCCGAGUGUCUUCAUCCAAGCCUGGCGAGGAUAUUGGCUCGGAUGAUAGCUUCCAUGAGGAGACCCCAGGGCGCCGUCGUCGGAGUGGUCUUUCAGCAGUGCCUCCCUGAGCCUCUCACGAUGAGCAAAGUCGGCUUGUUACGUUAUGGAACCUCGCUGGUUCAGCCUCUGGUUAUGGCUACAAUGGCCCGGCUAGGCAGGUGGCUGAGAUGCUCAUCUACCGCAACACCCGUGAGCAUAGACCUGAGAAAGGCCCCCAUCGUCCAGGUUGUCGAAGCCCCUCAUGGCGACGAAAUGUUAUGGGGCAUCGCGGUGGACAUUCGUCCCUGUAGGCAGGGCAUUUCACAGCAACCGAUGCCGCUAGAAGAUCUGCUCUUAGCACGUCGAUCAUCUACCGCCCAGCGAGGCUUCAUCGUCACUUACCCUAGAGACGACUUACAUACGCUAAUGAGACACCGGAUCAAGGCACAAAUCAGAGCUGCAGGUACAGGAUAUUGCAGAGAAGGGAUUGCCUGUCUCCAGCCGGUCAACUCAAAGGUGCCUAGGCCUCUGCCGGCCGGAGGAAACCUAGGCCCUCCCAGCCCUCAUUGGGGGCGAGGAUCCCUUGAGUCAGGAACCUUCGGUUUCGGGCCACUCUGCGACUCGUCGGUUUUCCUACGCGCCAAUUCGCCAUCAUUGUGGCCAUCAACAGAUCAUCAGCAGACGUCUAGCUUCGGAGAGAGAAUCGCCAUAUCCGGUGGACUGCGCCGAAGCGAGACGAUUAUGGCGGAAGUUGCCUUGAUCCCGCCCGCGGCUGCGCAGAGUUGCAUAAUGGCAGACUGCCUGACACGACAUUUUGACCAACCGAAGCAACACACCUUACCAUUGGAGCUUCCGGACACGUGGGAUCUUGUGGGGUGUGCCCUCCUUCACCUCCAAAGUAACGUCAGGACGGUGGGUGGCCAGGGCAAGCCUCCCACCCUCCUUGCCUCCCUUCUUCCCCACUCCCCCCCUCCAACCUACGGAUACAGACAACAAGUUCUACGGAAAGAUACUCCAAUAAGUCUAGCCAGCUCCCACGAAUCCACUGCGGAAUUAUCACAAGCUCUUCGCAGUCCUGAGUCGGUGAAGGACAACCUUCUCACUACCCCGGGAGGCCGGGGGUGCGGUGCGGGUCUUGAGGCGUCACUGAGACCAUGCAGUGAUGAGUAUCCGUAUGCGAAUCUUGAAGCAAUGUCACAAGACCCACGGCUGAUAAGUUGCUAUUUUGGCUCCGGAGGAUCCCCCUUGGUCAACCUGGGAUGUUUGCUGAAGCUCCUUGUCUGCAGUACUUGGCAAGUCGACAAGGGGGUGUCAACGAAACACACUUUCAACAAUCUAGCACAUGCACGAGGCUCAAAACAGACAGCUACCCAGGUCAACUCUGAAUACCGAGACGGCUUGUCGCCAGAAGCGCCCCGCCGCCGUAGUAAUGCCAGGAAGGAGUUAGUGGUCACUAAGACAGACAUCUUCGCACCGGUUUCAGGCAGCGGUGAAGAAGAUGCUGGCAGCGUAAGGCUGUGGAAAUUGCGUUGGACAGCCGAUCUGAAAGCCACACCAGGAAGAGCGGUGUUGUUGCGAGAGGAGGCAAAAGAGGCUGUGAGUUUCGCCUUCCGCAUGAAUAUCCAAUACUAUCCUGCGAGGGUUCGGAAGAUUUCUUGGUUAGAUUCGGAUCUGCAACAAAAUGUUCGUCAGAUUCACAACGUCCACCAUCUCGACCUCAGCCCUAGGGAAACAACCUUGGCUUUGGAAAACCGUAUGAAGGACUUCGAGCUGAGACACGCAGUGCCCACGGACGAAGGUCUUCCGGCGAACAGAUGUGCUGUGGGUGUAUUCUAUCUACGCCCAGCAGCCGAGAAUGCCAACGGAUUGACCUGUGGCGGUUCUUCCUCUCUGUUCGACGGCCAACAACAGCAAGCGAUGGGACGAAUCCAAGGUACAGCCGUCGCGUCCGAGCCAUCCGGUUUCGUAGAGAAACGAAAGAGGGGGAAUGACAAGACGAACUUGAGGCCGAACACGCCUGGCUGGCUAGAUCGUUGCACUCCCCCGCAUGGCUUGCGAGCGUUCCUGGCGCUCUCUCGUGCUACCUGCGCCUCUCGAGAAACCUAG
This is a messenger RNA of Colletotrichum lupini, 4770 nucleotides long. RefSeq lists its product as uncharacterized. The coding region runs from base 1 to 4770 and encodes 1589 amino acids. The record is from RefSeq and is a predicted model, not a curated record. The transcript has 38 exons. NCBI's taxonomy places the organism in Eukaryota, Fungi, Ascomycota, Sordariomycetes, Glomerellales, Glomerellaceae.